Lactuca sativa (garden lettuce) is the source of this 1260-nucleotide messenger RNA. RefSeq lists its product as uncharacterized. Lineage: Eukaryota; Viridiplantae; Streptophyta; Magnoliopsida; Asterales; Asteraceae. The record is from RefSeq and is a predicted model, not a curated record.
AUGAGUAACAAAGAGGAAGAAUCAAUAGAGAAGUCAACAUCAAGUAAAGUUGAUGUAAUGUCACCAUAUUUCAUCUCUGGAUCUGAUAAUCCAAACAUUUUCUUCACAAGUGAACCUCUUCGCGAUGGUAAUUACGUGGAUUGGGCGGAUGAAAUGAGCAAUGCCCUCUAUGCAAAGAAUAAAUUUGGAUUUGUUGACGGGUCGAUUCCUAUUCCUGCUGAAGGAUCGUCUGAAUGGCAACUAUGGAAACGAUGCAAUGCCAUGACAAAGGGUUGGCUCCACAUUUCCAUGGACAAAGAGAUACGUACCAGCGAUGAGUUUCAGGCUACUUCUCCGAUUCCAAAAUGCAAGUGUAACAAUUGCACCUGUGACAUGGGUAAGCAAUUGAUGGAGAUGAGGGAUAAAGAGCGUUUAUAUGAAUUCCUUAUGGGAUUAGACAAGAGUUUAGGAACCGUGAAGACCCAAAUUCUAAGAACUAGGCCAAUGGUUUCCCUUGGAGCCGCUUUCCAUAUUGUUUCAAAAGAUGAAAGACAAAAGCAAAUUACCUCCGCGGGCAGAACGCAGGUCGAUGCAGCAACUUUUCAGACUUUGUGUAGCCGAGAACGUGAGAUAAAAGAGACCAAGAAGUGUACACAUUGUGGGAAACUAUACCACACGAUUGAUGAGUGUUAUGAGCUCAAGGGAUAUCUCAAGCCAAGAGGGAAGGGAUACCGUGACAUGGGUAAGAAAGAAGAACCACAGAAGAAACAGAAAAGCAUAACCAAAGGGGCUCACAUGGCUGCAACUAAUUCCCUUGUUCCAGGAGUUGCCCCUAAACAAUUCUUAGCUUGCCAAGACUACUUCAAUAUGCAUCGGGAAAGCUCACAGAACAGUAAUGAAGAAAAAUUGCCCACUGCUAACAUGGUUGGUAAGAUAAAUAACUUAAGAACAUGGAUAAUCGAUUCCGAAGCCACUGAACACAUAACUUGCGAUGAUGGGAUUCUUGUUAAACAAACAAAAUUUGGUACAGAAACUCCUGUAAGAAUCCUGAAUGGAGAAAAGGUCCCAGUUGUGAGUGUUGGUGACACUAGUUUGCUAAAUGCUUUGAAACUAAAUGGAGUUUUGAACAUUACUAAAUUUGAAUGCAACUUGUUAUCUGUUAGCCGCCUCACAAGAGAUUUAAAUUGUUUUCUCACAUUUUUCCCGAAUUAUUGUACGAUGCAGGACUUACCUUCGAGGACGCUGAUUGGAAUGGGUAGACACUGUGAUGGUCUAUAUUGA